AGCAGCACGGUGAAGAAGAAGAAGAGGCUGUGUUUGGAUUAGGGGGGUUGGGCUGCCUGCUGGGAGGAAAACCUGCCGCCAGACAUCCAGUUCGUCUCCGGCGGUGCAGCGUUGCUUUCCCGCAGCAUCAGCAGCAGCGACACCGCAGCAUCAGCACCAGCACCAGCCUCCAGCUUCACCUGCUCCUCAUCAUCUGCGCUUCAGACACAAACACUGCCGCAGCACAGAGGAGACGGUCGGACAAGGACGAUCAGCUUGAGCAGUCUUCAGGGAAAUAAAAAGGGAAUAUAUCUAAGGGCGGUGAAAGAUGGUGAAACUGGGGAGUAAUCUUCAAGACAAAGGGGCCAAACCUGUGAGCGUGGAGGACGGCUUUCAGAAUGUGCCCCUCAUCACUCCAUUGGAUGUGGGCAGCCUCCAGAGCCAAGCACCUGACAAGGUGGUGGUGAAAACUCGCACGGAGUACCAGACAGAGAAGAAGAGGCUGAAGGUUCCCAAGGUGGAGGAGUUCACCAUCAGCUUUACUGACGGGGUGUCUGAGAGACUUAAGGUGACGAUUCUGAUCAUCCUGGCCCUGGCCUUCCUCGCCUGCAUCGUGUUCCUGGUGGUUUAUAAAGCCUUCACCUACGACCACGCCUGCCCAGAUGGAUUCAUUUACAAGCACAAGCGGUGUAUCCCAGCCUCUCUGGAGGCCUACUACGCUGCCCAGGAUGCCAACUCGAGGGGCCGUUUCUACACAGUGAUCAGCCACUACAGCAUGGCCAAGCAGACCACCUCGCACUCCGUCUCCCCCUGGCUGCCUGGAGGGGCGGCGGGGCAGCAGCACGACGCCAAACCCCCGAGCGGCGAGGGCCACUGAGUUAGCAGGGGGUGUCGUAAACACACAGCAGACAUGAAGAAACACAGACACAGGCAGAUAUAGACACACACACACACACACACACACGUAGGUGAAUAUUUAAAGAUAUAGACAAAAAGAGACGCACAACAGCUACAUAUACAGUAACGCCAGUAUAGAGUGAAAACAUGCAUGCAGACAUAAAAUCACACAAGCACAUGCUAGGUCAUAUUUGCUCUCUUGGGAUUAUCAUCGUCUGCUGAUACACACUCACACAUACAAACACACACACACACAGCCUGCUCUCUCGUCACCAUGUUUUUAAUCCCUUCCUCUAAUUUAUUAUUUAUUGACUGUCUUGAUAUUUUUUACUGUAACGUAUGGAUGAUUUGUAUGUGAUUAUCUUUGUACAAAGGCACGAGUCAAUGCUGAAUUUCACGCUUCCUCUUUGUGAGAUUCUCUGAAGUUUGAAGUCUUAUUUUUUUUUCUUCAAGUGUGUAUACUGUAGUUAAUGUAUAUUCAUUCAACGCCCCCUUUUUUCUUUCUUGUCCAAACAUCGUAACCUCAGACACCUCAUAUUCCAACCCGAAAAAAAUGUCAGUAUGGUCUUGUAUUGCUGUAUCACAUUUUUAAACACAAAAAUUUCAGCUGAUGAAGUUUUGACGCCAUGUCUCCACAUCCACAACACACGUCCUGAGAGUUGAUUGAAUGAAAUGUUCCAUCAUGGCUGUUUGAUAGCUCCUAUACAGUGACAUUUCAAUGUGCUGUGCUAUACAUUUGAAACCCUGAAAUCCCCCAGUGACCCAAGCUGUACAUACAACCAUGCGCCAAGGCUAGUUUUUUGUGUGUAUGCAUUGUAGUAGCUUUUACUAGGAGGUUUUUAUUUUCGUUUUUUACAGACCUACAAUUCCUUCGUGCGAGUUACUUAACAUAUUGCUUCAGUCUUGUAGCUCCAUUAAACACAAUGUUGCAGAUGGGGAAAGGAAAUACCGUGCAUAUCACCGUCUCUGGCCCAAACUGUUACUUUUCCGCUGUGUUUCGUUAAUCGAUGGGCUUCUUCAACUGCAGCCGAAUUUUGUUCCUGUACCGUUAUUUUUUCAUUUUGUAAACGUUGGAUCUGUUGUCAAGAGCGCUUUUAUGAGAUAUCGUGAUGUUGUUAGUUGAUAUGUAGCGAAACCUGGUGUAAUUUAUCAGUGUGCAUCCUUGUCCCUCUUCUCUUGGUUUGAAUUCUAAAUAAAACAAGCUGUGACCUGUA
Messenger RNA from Sebastes umbrosus (honeycomb rockfish), 2090 nucleotides. RefSeq names its product neuronal vesicle trafficking associated 2 (gene nsg2). Lineage: Eukaryota; Metazoa; Chordata; Actinopteri; Perciformes; Sebastidae. The record is from RefSeq and is a predicted model, not a curated record. Gene Ontology annotation, biological process: G protein-coupled dopamine receptor signaling pathway; endosomal transport; clathrin coat assembly. Gene Ontology annotation, molecular function: clathrin light chain binding. Bases 308 to 856 code for a protein of 182 amino acids. Gene Ontology annotation, cellular component: membrane; endosome. The transcript has 5 exons.